This is a messenger RNA of Chenopodium quinoa (quinoa), 1925 nucleotides long. RefSeq names its product F-box protein SKIP23-like. The record is from RefSeq and is a predicted model, not a curated record. The transcript has a single exon. Bases 43 to 1251 code for a protein of 402 amino acids. NCBI's taxonomy places the organism in Eukaryota, Viridiplantae, Streptophyta, Magnoliopsida, Caryophyllales, Amaranthaceae.
UCUACUUCCAAAACCCUAAACACCAACUAACCUAGCUAAGCCAUGGCAUAUUGGUCUGAUCUCCCUCCGGAGCUCCUCGAUCUCGUUGCCACCGGCUUUGACACCCCGUCUGACACUCGUCACUUCCGUUCUGUCUGUUCCACGUGGCGGUCCGCCAUCCCCAAAACACUACCCAUAUUUUUCCCUCCUAUAAAAUUCCUCAACUCUAAUGUCCAUCAUUGUGACCUCCGACUCACCAAACACACAUUUACCCAUCUUUCUCCCUCUUUCGAUGACCACGAUGGCCGCGGGUGGCUCAUCAAGACUGAAGAGCACAACCCGGGGGCGGUCCAUUUGUUCAAUCCUUUCUCUAGGACCCUCAUCAAACAGUUAGCACCAAAUCUUCCUAGGAAGUUGGAUCUAACCAACAUUAAAAUCAAGGAGUUGGGUUAUGAGUAUGUGUUACGUAACGUUAUUAGUAAUCCUAGUACAGAAAACAUGGAUUACUACAACAUGGAGCAUCAAAAGGUAGCUGUUACCUUCCUUAAUUCUAAUAAUGUUAACGAUUACGUCAUUUUGUGUACACAUAACACGGGUAAGUUACUCAUGUACCGGUCCAAAAUUGAAUCAUGGACGUUUUUGGAUGAUUACACUUUAGGUUAUGAUGAUCGGAGCAUAUUUGUUAACGAUUGGUCGUUGCACUACGUGGAUGUAGUAGAGUUCGAUGGUACAUUUUAUGCUGUUACCAACUCCGGUAGAACUGUAGCCAUUAAGGUUAUUGGUUCUUCCGUCAUAGUAACAUUGCUAAAAAAUGCUAUCAUUGGCGGCGAUAAAAAAUGUCUAGUGAAAGUAGCUGAUGAUCUGUUAAUGGUAGACUUGUAUACUGAUAUCACUCCUAAAUUGAUAAAGGUACACGGUGUUGAGAUUUUCAAACUCGAUAAGGAGAAACAAAAGUGGGAUUUGGUUAAGGAUUUAGAGGGGCAUGCAAUUUUUUUGAGCAACCAUUCUUCAUUUUCCGCUAUUGGUUUAAAAGUUUGCAAAGGUAAUUGCAUAUACUUUCAUUUUAAGAACUUAGACAAUAAGGAUUCAUGUUAUUUGGAGAUUAAAGUGGGAGAUUUGGAUAAAAUGGAUGAUUUUGAGUGGAAGAGUGAUGAAGUUGGUGUUUUUGAUUUUGAAAAAGGAAUUUUUGGGGCGUUGGAAGAAUAUUUGGAAGAUUCUAAGCUAUUUUCUUGGCCUCCACCAAGUUGGGUUACAUUGGCUCGUAUGACAUGAAGUCUUCAAUCUUCGUUCUUUGAUUACUUUAAUUCCUUUUAGAGUUUCUUAUAUAAAUAUAUUACUUCUUCCGAUCUUGAUAAAUAAUGUAGAUCGACUUUCAUAAUUCUAGAUUUUUCAUUUUUUUACCCUUUGAUUGUAGAAUUUUUUAAAAUCCUUUCUUCUUUGAUUAUUAAUAAAAGAUUGCAUGCCUCGACUAAUAAUAUAUACUUUUACUAGUUCUUUACCCGAGCAUGUUCGGAUGUGUAUUUACAAGAAAAAAAAAAAAUUAUGGGACAAACGGUGUAUUAAAUCAAUCCGUUCAUCCGUUGGUAGAUUUACAAAAAUGUAACUCUGUAUUACUCUGAGCAAAUAAUAGUCAAGUCCGACUAUUAAUGAUCGGUCAAUGGUUCUUUAACUAUUUUUUUUUCCAGGCCAUUUAUCAUUCAUGAUCUUUAUGCAUGCAUGUGUAAUAAACGUUAUUAGAAAUUCUUGUAAAUAAAAGCAGACUUGGAGCCACUUUUGACUAUAGUACUUGCUGGAAAAUAAGUUAAUGAAAAAUAUGUAUUAUAAGGUCAAAAUGCAUGAACUUUAAUUUAAUUUGAAGAAAAAAAAAAUCAAAGUGAGAUCAUCGUUUAUGGACUGUCAACUAUGAUAAUACGCUGUAAACAUUAAGAAAUGAAAUGAUAAUAAUA